Racocetra persica is the source of this 543-nucleotide messenger RNA. The record is from the annotation of a GenBank genome assembly. NCBI's taxonomy places the organism in Eukaryota, Fungi, Glomeromycota, Glomeromycetes, Diversisporales, Gigasporaceae.
AUGUCCAUAAUUAUAAAAUCUAUAAAAGUUGUGGGUGAAAGAGAAGGUUUGGUAGAUUUUUAUGGGCAAGCCAUAGUACAAACUUCUAACGAAGAGACAAUAGUGACAGUAGAAUACACUACUAAACCUUGGAUUACCGAUAAUAGUGUAAUAACUGCUAAACGAUUACAAACCCUCUCUAAUGAACAAGUCUUAUAUUAUUUUGAAUUUUCAACCGUCAAAAUGUCUAACGUACCUUUACACCUGAAAUUCCGUGCACAAUGUAAUAUUGCAAAUUCUAGCUUUGGGUCUAAUUAUGGUUAUGAAUAUAUAUACAAUGAGGGUAUUCCUAAAGAAAUUAUUUUCCAUGAUAUUGCUAAUGAAUGUGAAAAAUGUAGACAGUAUGAAGAAAAACUUAGAUCCACAAUACAAGAAGAAUUAAACAAGGAAUGUACUAUAUGCACGGAAGACAUUGAGACAAAAGCCUUUUGGAAGAUUACAAACAAGUGUAGUCACGAAAUUUCAAAAUUUCGUGCCCGGCGCCCGGAUGCAACGAAAUAUUAA